AUGGCUCGCCUCGCUACCGUCGCUAGAGCAAGCCUCCCUCCAGCCAACCACAAGCCGCAACCUGCCAACCAACCACCACGACCACCACCAACCACCAACAAACUGCCAACUUCUCUCCCGCAACCCGCAACUGAGUUCCAGUCCAUCCCUCCGAAUCUCCCCCCACUCACCAUAUCCACCCGUCCUCCUGUGACCUGUGAUACCCUGUCUCCUGUCCCGUCUGCCCCCUUGCUACCGCUUUGUAAAGCUCUUCUUGCUGCUUUUGCUCCUAUUGGCUCGUUUAAGCUACCACGUCUGUCCGCCUUCACACAUUGUUGUUAUCCCAUCGCUGUACACGUCCAACAGUCCCCCAACGUUCGAGCGGCAAGAUUGUUGGAAGAAGAUAUUCCAUCUCUAUUUUUCUAG
Paracoccidioides brasiliensis Pb18 is the source of this 405-nucleotide messenger RNA. RefSeq lists its product as uncharacterized. The record is from RefSeq and is a predicted model, not a curated record. The transcript has a single exon. The coding region runs from base 1 to 405 and encodes 134 amino acids.